This is a messenger RNA of Aureobasidium uvarum, 1686 nucleotides long. NCBI's taxonomy places the organism in Eukaryota, Fungi, Ascomycota, Dothideomycetes, Dothideales, Saccotheciaceae. The record is from the annotation of a GenBank genome assembly.
AUGAGUGGGCAAGUGUGCGCCAAUGGCCUGAGGGGGCUGACCAGAGUUACUCGCAACGCUGCAAAGCCCUCUCUCCGUUCGUGGACGGCCGAAGCACAAUACGCAAACCGAGCCAGGUUUCAGACACAAUCACAACCAUGUAUGGGAUCCUGGAGCGACCGCCGGAUCAGAGGCCAGUGGGGAGCCCAGCACAUGAAGAAGCGAAACUAUGCCACUUCAAACUCGACCAUCUCCAUGGCCGAUUACAGAAAGAGUAGGUNNGAAUAUGGCCCCGUCGCCGAAUACGAUCGCCGUGUCAAAUCUGGCGUUCUCAGAGACGACCAGCAUCAGCGUAUAAGCCNNAUCAUCGAAUCGCUGCAAGAUCUGCAUGACAUGCUUGCCAACUACGACCCACCGACAGUCCAGGAGCCAACCAUAGAAUCCUUGCAACCUAAGAAGAAAGGCUUUCUUUCGGCAAUCUUUGGCGGCGGCCAAAAGAUGCAGUCCAGCCUGGAAUUGCCAUCUGACUUGCCUAAAGGCUUGUACAUGUAUGGCGACGUCGGCAGCGGCAAGACCAUGAUGAUGGACCUUUUCUACGAUACAUUGCCUGAGAGCAUCAAAAGAGCGACGCGCAUCCACUUUCACAACUUCAUGCAGGAGGUGCAUCGUGAUCUGCACAAAGUCAAGAUGCAGUACGGCCAGGACAUCGAUGCUAUUCCCUUUGUGGCCGCUCAUAUCGCCAAACGCAGCAGCGUACUAUGCUUCGAUGAGUUUCAGUGUACCGAUGUGGCAGACGCUAUGAUUCUGCGAAGACUGGUCGAGUCCUUGAUGCAUCAUGGCACUGUCAUUGUGACUACUAGUAACCGUCAUCCCACGGAGCUUUACAAGAACGGUGUCCAGCGCGAGUCCUUUGUCCCCUGCAUCAACCUUCUUCAGCGCCAACUGCGAGUCUUGAAUCUCGAUUCACCAACCGACUACCGCAAGAUUCCUCGUCCCCCAUCUGGUGUAUACCAUUUCCCGCUGAACAAGGCGGCGGGUACGCACAUCACGCAUUGGUUCAAGUACCUGGGCGAUUUUGAGAAGGAUCCUCCUCACCCAGCCGAACAUUAUGUCUGGGGACGACCUAUCCAGGUGCCGCAAGCAAGUGGGAAAGCCGCACACUUCGACUUUGACGAAUUGAUCGGCCGUGCCACCGGUGCUGCCGACUACAUUGAACUUAUGCGUAAUUACGACGCCUUCAUCGUCAGCAAUGUUCCACAGAUGGACCACCGCAGCCGCGACCGAGCACGCCGUUUUAUCACAUUCAUUGAUGCUGUCUAUGAAUCACAUGCUAAACUCGUCCUCACCUCUGCCGUACCGUUGACCGAACUCUUCCUCUCUCGCGAGGAAGUCGAUGCAGCGAUGAAGCAAGCAGCAGCCAAGGGCGACAACACUGCAAAGGCCGCUUUGCAUGAUGGCGCAGACGUCGACGACGUGAUGCGGCAGAUGAUGGAUGAUCUCGGCAUGAACAUGAACAUGCUGAAGAAGAGCAACUUCUUCUCUGGCGAUGAGGAAGCCUUUGCGUUUGCCCGUGCACUGUCGCGUCUGUCUGAGAUGGGCUCGCAGAUGUGGGUGGAACGUGGUAUGGGUCUCGAGAGCAAGGGUGGAAAGAAGGAAAAGGAUGACUUUGCUAAAGUCAGAAGUAGAUGGAAGGAAGACAGCAUGUAA